Messenger RNA from Sinocyclocheilus anshuiensis, 3292 nucleotides. RefSeq names its product calcium/calmodulin-dependent protein kinase kinase 1-like. The record is from RefSeq and is a predicted model, not a curated record. Gene Ontology annotation, biological process: protein phosphorylation; CAMKK-AMPK signaling cascade. The transcript has 15 exons. NCBI's taxonomy places the organism in Eukaryota, Metazoa, Chordata, Actinopteri, Cypriniformes, Cyprinidae. The coding region runs from base 63 to 1457 and encodes 464 amino acids. Gene Ontology annotation, molecular function: ATP binding; protein serine/threonine kinase activity.
UGAGCAGUGAUCCUGGUUGCGUGGGGGUGGACCCUGACCCAGACUCCUCCCAGGUGGCUGAGAUGACUGACAAGAUGUCUGUGGUGUCACUAAGGUCUGAUCCCUCCUCCAGUGUAGUGAAGAAUGGGACAGGUGUUAAGAAAGCUCUGCCCAUGAGGCCCCACCUGUCAGGCCGGAAGAUGUCAUUGCAGGAGAGAGGAACGUACGUGUCUUCUGGGAGCGGGGCUGACCGCUAUUCCCGAAUAGCCAGACAGCCAACCAUCGAGUCCAAGCGAGUGUCCAUCUCAGACUCGCAGGAUUGCAUCCAGCUUAACCAGUACAAGUUAAAGAGUGAGAUUGGGAAGGGCUCAUAUGGUGUUGUCAAGCUGGCGUACAAUGAGGAUGAUGACAAAUAUUACGCAAUGAAAGUGGUAUCUAAGAAGAAGCUGAUGAAACAGUAUGGUUUUCCCCGCCGCCCUCCUCCCCGAGGUCCUAAAGCAGCCCAGGGGGAGCAGCCCAAGGUGCUUGGUCCUCUAGAGAGAGUUUACCAGGAGAUAGCUAUCCUGAAAAAACUGGACCACCUCAACAUAGUUAAAUUGGUUGAGGUGCUGGAUGAUCCAGCGGAGGACAGCCUUCACAUGGUGUUUGAGCUGAUGCAGAAGGGCCCUGUGAUGGAGGUCCCCAGCGACAGUCCGUUCAGUGAGGACCAGGCCCGCUGCUACUUCAGAGACAUUGUUCUCGGCAUCGAGUACUUGCACUAUCAGAAGAUCGUUCACAGAGAUAUCAAACCAUCUAAUUUAUUACUUGGAGAUGACGGCCAUGUUAAGAUCGCAGAUUUUGGGGUUAGUAACCAGUUCGAGGGUAAUGAUGCCUUGCUCUGCAGCACUGCUGGUACUCCUGCCUUCAUGGCCCCAGAGACGCUGUCGGACAACCGCAAGAGCUUUAGUGGAAAGGCUCUGGAUGUGUGGGCUAUGGGAGUGACCCUCUACUGUUUUGUGUAUGGGAAGUGCCCAUUUAUUGAUGAGUACAUACUGGCACUUCACAAUAAGAUCAAGAGUAAGCCGGUGGAGUUCUCCGAGACGCCAGCUAUCAGUGAGGGGCUGAAGAACCUGGUCUCACGAAUGCUGGACAAAAACCCAGACACCAGGAUCACCAUUCCUGAGAUCAAAGUGGACCCCUGGGUGACUCAGGAUGGCACUGACCAUUUGCCUUUAGAAGAGGAGCACUGUACUAUAGUGGAAGUCACUGAAGAAGAGGUGCAGAACUCAGUGAAGUUUGUCCCCAGUCUGUCUGCUGUGAUUUUGGUCAAAGCCAUGUUAAGGAAGCGUUCCUUUGGGAAUCCAUUUGAGUGUCCCAGCAGGAGAGAAGAGAGAUCUAUGUCUGCACCUGGCAGUCUGCUCAUAAAAGGGAGCAGUGGAGAGGCUGGUAGAGAAGUUGAGCUCGAGGACUUACAUGAGGACGAACCACCCACCUCUUGAGUGUCUUCAUAGAUCCUGAAGAGUUCCUCAUUGUCCUUCCAUUCCUUCGAGCAGAAGAUGAUCAUGACCCAAACUGCUCCACUACACUCUGUUUCCACCGACUUGAGGCUUACCUUGACAUUGAACUGGAUUCUGCUAUUGCUAGUCAUCCUUCAGGCUUUUCAUUUUUGUCAGUCUUGCACAUGAAUCACUUUUCCUGCCUAUGGUUCUCAUGAAACCUGGCCUUGAUAAUUUGGCGGAAAACUAUUCUUUCUCCUUCAUACCAUUUGGAUCUUUCCAUCCUGGUCCUCUCAUCCUGGCUAAAUGAGUCGAUUUUGUAUGGAAUCUAUAUUAGGCCAGGUUUGUGUGAAAGACAGACUAUGCCACAAGCGUUCUAGUGCAUAAGACUACAGCAUGGACAAAAGAUGCUAUUAACUUGGUAAGCUGUUGAUGCAGUGUGCUGCCAUCAUAACCUCUGUACAUGUGUAGAAAAUAAUAGCAAUGGCGUCUUGCCUUUUUUGUAUAUGUUAAUGUGCAAUUCUUAACCCUAUCCAUCAUAGCAUGCCUGAAAUAUGGCCUUCUCCAUAUAAUGGUGGUUCCAUAUCUCUGUUGCUUUCCAUUUUUUUCAUACCAUACAAUUUUCUAAUUUCAUUCAGAUACGAUAUAUAAACACACACAGUGUCGUACUGUGAAACAAAGGGGCUUAUGUAACUACUAGACACUAAAAGAGGCUCUUGUCUUCACAUUCAAUCAAUUCUAGAAAACAGGGCUUUCUCAUACAGCGUGUUUGAGCGCUCGGUAUAACCAUUAUCUAGAACAGGGCUUAUUUUCCAUGUUUGUGAAUGUCGCAAAUGCCGCAUACGGAUCACACCGGAUGCAGGGCUCUCGUGUUGCAGCACUUUGUCUCUCUGCAGGAACAGAAUGUGUCAUUGUUUACACAUGUCUUCACAUUCCAAAAGGUCUAUUUGUCAGUCAGCAGUGCUAACGGGCCCUCGAACACACAUGCAAACAUGCCACCGAGGCGCUGAUGUGGAAAGAGAGGGAGUCACUUUCACUCAAAACAGACAAGCCAAUUGAGGGAAGGAUCUGGAUAUGGUGUUUAGCUGUGCAGCGAAAGUGAACUGCCAUUCAAUGUCAUCACGGUCCCUCUCGGCCUGUAUUAACUCCGUUCAAAACAAUACGCCCUUGUUUACAUCGGAUCGUCUGCCAGGCGAACCCAUCAUCCCGUUUUUGAAUCACGUAUUGAAAGUACAAAGAGAGUCUGAGUGGACGAUCAUUGUAAAGGGACAUUGAUGAUCGAGAUGUUUAAUUACCAGAGCAGAGCACUCAUAUUAAUUAGAUUUUUAUCAUUAUGAAAUUCUCACUGUGCGUGUUUCAAUUUUAAAAGGACAGUUCACCCAGAAAUUAAAUAGCAUUAAUAGCAAAUACUUGCCUAUUCAGACCAAUGCUUAAAAAUGUCAAACAGGCUGAAUAAAAAUGACAAAAUUCACUCUAUUAAGUCGGUGGCUCUGUUCAAAAGCAGAAAUACCCCAUUUACACUGGUAUUCUAAGUGUUGUGCAGUGUUCUGUUUCUGAUGCCCAGUUGUCAUGGAGAAAAAGGAAGUCAAACCAUAUUUACGUUUUCGAACAGCCAUUCCGAUAUUUGUGUUUACUAUUGUGAUUAUCAAACAACACUAGAUUCUUUGUCUGUUAUUCACAUUUGCUUAGCAAAAUAGUCUGUUCGUGAGCACCACCAAGUCAUUGUUUUAUGUAACAGCAGUGGCUCAUGGCAUGUGAUCAAAAGCGCAAAUAUUAUUGGUUUUACAGUUUUCUUCUCAGUGCAAUGGAAGAGAGAUUACAACACCUCUUCAUAAAUA